GUGCUCAGCCAAGCGACUUUCGUUCAUUCAACGCGUCGAAAACACAGCCGGUCUGAGUUUAUUCCACUUUCACAGAAACAGCGCGCUUACAGCUGCAGAAUCCGGAUUUAAUCUGAUUUAAACCGGUUUAUAUGAAGAGUAAUCGGACCUGUGGAGGAUCAGAAGCUGAGAUCUGACUUUCUGCUCUGAAGUUCCUCUUCCUCCAUCAGACUUCAGGCUCUGGGUGUUCCUCCCCAAAACACCAUGUCCGUCCCAUUUGCAGGAGUAGAGGGUCGGGAUCAGCACUCCCGUGUACACACCCGACCCAACCCUGGCUUUCUGGAGCGUCUGGGGGAAACCAUGGGGGGGAUGCUGGUGGGAGUCUGCCUGUUCAUCUUCUCCUUCUACGUGCUGUUUACUAAUGAGGGCCGGGCCAUUCGUACAGCUACUUCUCUUGACGAGGGUCUCUCUCAGGUCCUCUCUCUGCACCCUGACAUGUACUUGGACCCCCAAAACAAUAAUCGGCUUGUUCACCUGUCCAGCCCACUGCGCACCUCUCAGCCUCUCUAUGAGCCGAACUAUAAGGUGGCGGUUCAGGCGGUGAAGCUGAAGAGGAAUGUGGAGAUGUAUCAGUGGGUGGAGUAUCAGGAGUCACGGGAUUAUAAGGAAAACGGCGAAACCAAAACAGAGACGACGUACACGUACAAUACUGAGUGGAAAUCUGAGCUCAUCAGCAGCCGACACUUCGAUCAAGAAAUCGGCCACAUCAACCCCAGUGCGAUGGCGGUGGAGAGUGUGACUGUUGUAGCUCCUGAGGUUUGGGUUGGACGUUUUUCCCUCUCCAAAGGGCUAAUUGAUCAGGUUAAUAAUUUCCAGACACUGCAGCUGGGGGGUCUUCCAGCUACAGACCCUUUCCUCACCGUCUACGAAGAUCACUUCUACCACACAGCCAAUCCACGGAGACCUGAGGUUGGAGAUGUGCGUGUGAGCUUCUCGUACGCUGGGCUCAGUGGUGAAGGCUCCUGGCCUGGACCGGCUCAGACUGUCAGUGUGGUGGCCAUGCAGAAGGGAGACGGACUGACGGCCUUCAGAACUCGAGCUGGAGACACGCUGGAGAUCCUCUACAUGGAGGAGCUCACUGCUGAGGAGGUGUUUGCUAAAGAGCAUCAGAUGAAUGUAAUGAAGACGUGGGCUCUGAGGGCUGGCGGAUGGUUCCUCAUGUUCCUUGGCAUCAGCCUGACCACACGCAUCAUCUACACACUUGUGGACUGGGUGCCGGUGCUGAGGGAACUGGUGUCAGUGGGGUUGAAGGUCUUCGCUCUGUGUGUGUCCUGCUCUCUGUCCCUCCUCACCAUCGCUGUGGGCUGGCUGUUUUACCGCCCCCUGCUGGCCGGGCUGAUAUCAGCACUCGCCCUCGUCCCGAUCCUCAUAGCGCGCUCGCGAGCAGCCAACAAAAAGUACCAGUGACUCUUAAAGAGGUGUGGGGUGUUCCCAUGAACCCUUAGCUGGAUCAUUUAAGCUUUAAGUUAAAGGAGAAUUUCGGUGUAAAAUGGACUUUUGUUGUAGUAAAACAUGAUAAAGAGCUCACCUCCGCUCUCCCACAGCGUUUAUCCAGAGAUCAGUUUAUCCAAACACCCUUCAGACUGGGCGACACGGGGCAUAACUUUUUUCACCGUUAUCCAGCUCAAAGUAGCUCCACACAUCCUUGCUAGAAUCUGAGGAGCCCUGACAUUUAAAACGAGGCAUUAAUAACUUAAAAAGUCCACAAAAAGAAGCUUAUUAAAAAACACUUUUUACAUCCCAUAACAUUACUAGCUUCAGCUCCGAGCGCCGCCAUCACUGUACUGAUAAUAACAGACAUAGACAUAUGUAUACAUAGACUCCACAUAGCCUGCCUCCUGGUGCCAGAUGCUACAUUAUCAUUAUCAGAGCUACAUAGAAGUGCUAUAGGAUGUAAACAGUGGGUUUUAAUAAGCUUCUUCUGCACUUUUUUUAAGCUAUUAAUGCCUCGUUUUAAAUGUCAGGGAUCUUCGGAUUCUACCAAAAAGGUUUCCACUUCAGCACUGUGCUGGAAUGCAUACAUAUAUUUUUGCAUAUAUAUAUAUAUAUAUAUACACACAGUACUAGUCAAAAAUUUGGACAAUCUUUAAGUUAAAAUGUUUUGUCGAUGUAUUUUAGAAUAAUACUAAAUUCAUUCAAAUUAUGAAAAUAAGAAAAUGCUCCUCUUGCUUAGAUUUGGAAUUUAUGCAUUUUCGUGUAAUAAAUUUUGCGAUCAGGGGUGAACGGAGGUGGGUUAUUAUUAGUCCAUUGCACUCCAGAUUUCUCCUUCAAAUCUACUUGGAAUAGAUUGCAUUGGAUGUGUCCACGCAGUAAUGGGAGCCCAAAUGUGUGUUUUUUUUUGAGGUACUAUGCAAAUUAUCUUUUUUUUUUUUUUUUAGCAACUUGAUCAGAAGUGCACUUGCAAUGCAAACAUGUGUGUUAUGUUUUUUUUUUUUUUUGCUCAUGCAGCAGAGCGUGAUGCUUGUUGCGUGGGCAGGGUGGAUGUUAUUUCCGUUCAUAAUCAUGGUCGGGCAGCUGUGGAGACGUGCGUGUGUGUGUGUUUACUUUUACUGAAUGUUUUGACUCUUUGUAUUGGAUAUAUGUCUAUAUGUAAUAUUCAGUGGGUGUGGUUUGGGUAGUUGUGGAAGGGGAAUUCCGCUGGUUUUGCAAAAAUAAAUCAGCAUAAUUCAGUUUUAAUCAUUGGAGAUGAACACAGUCCUCAGUAUUUAUCACUACAGCACAGUUACAGCUAUAUAAUAUUGAUGGCAAAUCUGAAUUCAUGUGUUUUUUAUCAGCCUGUAUUAGGCUGUGUAUUCAUAACCAUUAAAAAAAAACACUGAAUUACUUAAAUAGGCAGAAUAUUUGAAAAAUGAGUUGAAUUCCUUUUCAAAGUGUACUGUAGUGUCCAAUACGAGACAUGUUACUUAAAACACAAACAGGAUUUCUGUUACCACUGUUUUUGGGGUCAAUUGAAGUGUGAAAUAUCAAAUUCUCAGCAUUGUAUUGUUUUUUUCUUCCCAAAUAAAUAAAAGCCAAAGAAUUUCUUAA
Astyanax mexicanus (Mexican tetra) is the source of this 3066-nucleotide messenger RNA. Its product is annotated as transmembrane protein 43. Gene Ontology annotation, biological process: nuclear membrane organization. Lineage: Eukaryota; Metazoa; Chordata; Actinopteri; Characiformes; Acestrorhamphidae. The coding region runs from base 244 to 1446 and encodes 400 amino acids. The record is from RefSeq and is a predicted model, not a curated record. The transcript has 12 exons. Gene Ontology annotation, cellular component: nuclear inner membrane.